This is a messenger RNA of Exserohilum turcica Et28A, 1617 nucleotides long. RefSeq lists its product as uncharacterized. The record is from RefSeq and is a predicted model, not a curated record. The transcript is spliced from 4 exons. Gene Ontology annotation, molecular function: iron ion binding; monooxygenase activity; oxidoreductase activity, acting on paired donors, with incorporation or reduction of molecular oxygen. Lineage: Eukaryota; Fungi; Ascomycota; Dothideomycetes; Pleosporales; Pleosporaceae. Bases 1 to 1617 code for a protein of 538 amino acids.
AUGUCUGUUCCAAUGCAUUUAGCACUGGCAACCAUGAUAGCUUUGGUACUGUAUCGACUCAGCAGGAUUGGACGAAGACCGACAGACUAUCCUCCAGGACCAACAACAUUACCGUUAAUUGGCAACCUCCAUUUGAUGCCCAAGGAGAAGGGACAUUUGCAAUUCCAGAAAUGGGCUGAAGAAUACGGACCAGUGUAUUCUCUAAUCCUUGGAACCAAAGUCAUGGUUGUGCUGUCCACGGACCAAGCGAUAAAAGACUUGCUCGAUAAGAGAAGUAACAUCUACUCUUCCCGUCCGGAUAUGUACUUGGGUCAGAUUAUGAGUGGAGGUAACCGAAUGCUACUAAUGGAGUAUGGUGAUACUUGGCGCAUGAUCCGCAAGGUUGUCCACAACAACUUGAACAUCAAGGCUGCGCGAACAUACGUACCGUACCAAGACCUAGAGAAUAAGGCGAUGCUCAUGGGAUUUCUGGACAAACCCGACCUGUUUAUUGACCACGUCCGGCGCUACACCAAUUCUCUGACGACGCAGAUGAUCUUUGGCUUUCGCACAACAAGUAUCGAUGACCCAAAGCUGAAGCAGCUUUUCCACGGAUUUGAGAAAUUUUCCGAAGUACUUGGCUCUCAGACAGCCGCUCUUUUUGACGUGUUCCCUCUGAUCCGGAAGCUACCGGACUGGGCUGUUCCCAUGAGACGGUAUGCAAAAGAACUGCACAAGAAGGAAAAGGAACUCUAUUUGGGACACUGGAUGAAUGUGAAGAAAGCUAUCAAAAAUGGCACUGCCAAGCCAUGUUUCUGUGUUGACUUGGUGAGAGCCCAAGACGAGAUAGGCUUUUCUGAUGAACUUGCCUGCUAUACAAGCGGAUCACUGCUAGAGGCGGGUUCCGAUACUACUGCCUCAACGCUCAUAGGCUUCAUCCAAGCCAUGGUACUUUUCCCAGAGGUGGUCAAGGCUGCCCAGGAAGAGCUUGACCGAGUAUGUGGUGAUUGUUUCCCUACUCUGGAGGAUGCGCCAAAUCUACCAUAUAUCCGUGGUUGUGUCAAAGAGAGCAUGCGCUGGAUGCCAACAGAUAUCCUUGGAGUCCCACAUGCUGUCAUUCGAGAUGACGAAUACAUGGGCUUCAAAAUUCCGAAGGGGGCAGGUGCCAUGUGGAAUGUCUGGGCUGUACACAUGGACCCCGAACGUCAUCCAGAUCCGCAUCGCUUUGAUCCUGCUCGGUACAUUGAUGAUUACCAGACAGCAGCUGAAGCUGCAAACAACCCCGAUGCUUCAAAGCGCGAUCAUUUUGUUUUUGGCGCUGGUCGGCGUCUAUGUCAAGGUAUGCACAUCAGCGAGAGGUCCCUGUUCCUUGCCAUAUCUCGAUUACUCUGGGCCUUCAAUUUUAGAAAGGUCGUCGAUAAGAAUGGCAAAGACAUAGUGCCUGAUCCAAGCAAUCUCACGGAGGGAUUACUCGUCGUGCCAAAGCCAUUCCCAGCAAACAUUGUACCAAGAGAUUCUGGUAGAGUUGAAACAAUCAAGGCCGAGUGGAACAAGAUGGAACAGUUACUUGACGCCAACUUGCAAUGGAAGACAUUGCCGGAUGGUAUGAUAUGGAAGACGUAUAAGCAAGCCAGCUGA